AUGAAGACGCCGCUUUUCACACUCACUACGGAAGAGCUACUGUCGGUCGCGCCUGAAGUCCGCGCGAAAUACCGCGAGGCCAUCACCCCGAAGCGCAUCCCGACGGAGGCGGUGCGCUCAGUGAACUACGUCGCGUCGAACGAGGACGACGAGGAGGAGGACUACGCCGCGCAGGUGUCUUGUCGCGGGGAACCUCUACAACCGGGGGGAGUCAUUCUCCCGGACCCGUAUGAGGUGUAUCUACGUCGGCUCGCGCCAGGCAACGAUCCCCGCGAGCUACGAGUCGCUAAGGAGUCUCACGCGCUACGCUCGGUCGUCGGACUCGUCGACAACAAGGAGUGGGUAGAAGCGAUCAUAGACCCGGGCUCGCAGAUCGUCGCCAUGUCGGAGCACGUCUGUAACGCUCUCGCACUCCCCUACGACCCGACAAUCCAACUCUUCAUGCAGUCUGCGAACGGCGACGUCGACCGAUCGCUAGGCCUCGUUCGCAACGUACCCUUCUGCGUCGCCGACAUCGUCCUCUACCUCCAGGUCCACGUUAUACGCAACGCGGCGUACGACAUCCUGCUCGGGCGACCCUUCGACGUCCUGACUAAGAGCGUCGUCAAGAACUUCGAGAACGAGGACCAGACGUUGACUAUUGUGUGCCCCAACACGGGACAGACGGCGACCAUCCCGACUGUUCCGCGGGGCGCGGCUCGGUUUCGAGGGCCCGACGUUCCAAGGAUCCUUCGUCGAGGAAUUGAUUGA
This is a messenger RNA of Trametes versicolor FP-101664 SS1, 750 nucleotides long. RefSeq lists its product as uncharacterized. Bases 1 to 750 code for a protein of 249 amino acids. The record is from RefSeq and is a predicted model, not a curated record. The transcript has a single exon. NCBI's taxonomy places the organism in Eukaryota, Fungi, Basidiomycota, Agaricomycetes, Polyporales, Polyporaceae.